AUGGAAGCUUGGGGUUUAGCAGCGCCGGAACCUUCGCCUGCACCGGGAUCAAUCGCCAGGCAAGAGAGUAUCAUCGAGGAAACACCAGACAAGAAGUUCCAAGAUGAUAUAAGGAAGGCAAAGGUGCUAUCGAUGGCCGAAGCGCACAAAAGAGCGCAACAAGGGGAAGUCCCAAAAUCUCCUGCGACUUCCACCCCUCCAGCUGCAUUAGCAUCAAAUCAGCAGCAACAUCCUCUCGCUGCUGCGAAUUCUUACCAGCAACCUGCUCCUGGAUAUCCCCCUGCACCAUAUCAGCAACAGCAUGCUCAGCCGGCCCCUCCAGCUCAUCAACCAUACCCGCAGCCGCCUCCUCCGGUACAAUAUGCCCAACCAGUGCCCCAUCAACCCUACCCGAAUCAAUCGAUCCAACAACCUCCUGCUCAAAACUUUCACCAACCUUAUCCAGCCCAACCGACACCACCACAACCCCAAGCUUCUCAAGGCAUUGACUGCUGCUUACAAAUAAUAAAAAAUGAAGGACUUCGAGCACUCGGAAAAGGUCUACUACCGCCUGUUUUGGCUCAAGCUGGAAUGAACUCCGUUUUGUUUGCCUCAGAAGGGACUGUUAGAAGGUCGCUUGAGCCACUCAAUCUUAACGAAUCUGCAGAAAAGUUCAUCGCCGGGGCUGCUUCCGGAUUCACUAUAUCAAUUGUUGAGACUCCUUUUGAGCUUGUUAAAACUCAGAUGCAACAAUCUGGAAUCGGCAGUAGGGAGAAACAGCCAUCAACUUUUUCCAAGGUCCUUGAAAUGAGAAGAAAAGUGGGACUACGGAGGCUGUAUACUGGAUUCGGUGCUGUCUUGAUAAGGAAUAUCCCGAGUUAUGGCGUCUUUUUCUUAGUUUAUUUUCAUGCUAACAAGUUAUUCAAGGAAAAUGGUUUCGGCUCACUGAGCGAACUCAUGGCAGGAGCUCUAACAGGAUUAGUUUCUUGGACUGUCUGCUUCCCUGCCGAUGUCGUGAAAACACGAAUUCAAUCUGAUCCUCUCGGUGCGCGAAGAUUUCCGACGUGGUAUGGAUAUGUCAGCGACAUUUACAGAAACGAAGGGUUGAAGAUUUUCACGAGAGGGCUUGCACCAUGCGUGAUUCGAUCCGUUCCUGUCACUGGGGUUUUAUUUUACGUCCAGAAUGUAAAUAUUAUACCAGAUGGAAAGGAGCUUUCAAAGGCUAUAAAAAACUCAGAUGUCGCGCAUUUGGUACAGUUUCAUGCGAUAACAUGUGGUCAUUGUCACGAGUUUGCCCCAGUUUACGAAUCUUUUGCCAAAAGCAUAGAAAAUUGGAGUUGCAUGAUAAAAGUCUCUGGUUUUGAGUGUACUGGGCAAAACUACGGCGUUUGUCAUCGCGAUCCAUUUUGGAUAGGCGGUUAUCCAAAUUUUCGUAUCUUUGGAGCAUACGAUACUACGCGGAAAAACGGCGGAAAGGCAGUCAAGUACGAGAAUGAAUCUAAAGCUGGAUUGACGAAAGAAGCAAUUGACUUUCUGAUGGAAAAUCCGCCAAGUAGAUGGAUUUUCAGCUCACCGAAGCCGGAGUUAAAUUUCGUUAGUCCUAGGGACUUUGCGAAGAUAUUCAUUCAUUAUGUUGAUACAGAUGUCAACUUUGUAUUAUUUGUGGAGGACGAGAAGGAUCGAGAGUCUGUUAUGCUUGAUCUUGGUUGUAAAAAUGGUAUCAUCUUUCGCCGUGUUCGCUCAAGAGACGCACAAGAAUGCGAGUUUCUCUCACAGCUCAUCAAUAAACGCGACGCUAAGCGGCAGGUCGACCCUACCAUUUCUCCAUUCACAUGGGUCGAAAUGUUUGUUUGGCGGAGAAAUCUUCUGCAAAAUGUCUUUCCGGAUUUUGCUGCGCGCUCGUUUUUCACAUAUGAUUUGGAAAAUUUACCUGGAGUGGAGGGGCACAGCGACGACGGAGACGUCCACAACGAAUUUCAUCCCGUGUUUGAAUCAGAAAUCGGAGAAACAGCGGAAAUGGACCUGUCGGCAAUCGAUAGAAAGAAAAUCUACCUAUCCGAUCUGGAAUCAACAAUAAUUCUCAUGUUCCAGGACGAGUUUUGCGCGGUGGAAGAAAUCAACGGUACAAGAUUGGAGCUUUGGACAACAUUUCACUACAUGCUUGCCAAUUCUCACGAGACAGAUGAUGUCAAAAAAGUUCCAAAACUUAUCUACGACUAUGUGACGACAAUUUUCUCCUGCAGAGACUGUGGCAAACACUUUCAAGCUGAGGAGAGACGAUUUCCCAUUGAACAAAUUGGCUCUUUAGAUGACGCUGUUCUCUGGCUCUGGAAGAUACAUAAUAUCGUCAACGAAAGAUUAAAAGGUGCACCGGCUGAAGAUCCUGAAUUCCCGAAAAGACAAUUUCCUGAACAAUGGCUUUGCCAAGAGUGCAGUGAAGUGCACGGAAAGACGAAACGACUAGUCUUUGACGAUGAGAAAGUAACUGCAUUUUUAAAGAAGUAUUACUCAAAAGAAAAUUUAUCACGGGAGAUAAUUGAGCCUCAGAAAACGACUUUGUCUCCAGAAGAAAGGGCGAGAAUGAAUAUCUUAUUUUCGCAUCACAAAGAUCUUUAG
This is a messenger RNA of Oikopleura dioica, 2595 nucleotides long. The record is from the annotation of a GenBank genome assembly. Lineage: Eukaryota; Metazoa; Chordata; Appendicularia; Copelata; Oikopleuridae.